CUUAAAUCUUAAUUUUAUAAUCACGUAGUUCACUUUUUUGAUAAAUCCGUCAUAAGUACAUGUUACAGCAUCACCUGAGUAAUUGACUGAUCGGUAAAAAGAAAUAAAGAAGUCAAACCCACUCAGACGUGUGAGUAAGCACACUCAAUAUUUCCUUUGAAGAUAACAGUAUAGCAGAAUCUGCCCAAAGGCGUAGUUUCACUCGCCCACCUGCAAUUCCACCGCCCUUUCUCCCUAUCGCUCGAUAGGCCCCACCGGCCAUGACAACUCUAACGGACCUCUGUCCUUUCCGAUCUUCCCGCUCCGUUUCCCCCUUCUCCAAGACCAACCACCAAAUCCCGCCCCGCAUUCACAAACCUUUCAAGCUCCGCUGCUCCAUCGCCGAGGGGCCCACAAUUUCCUCAUCGAAGAUCGACGGCGGGGAAUCUUCACUUGCGGAUUGCGUCAUCGUAGGAGGCGGCAUCAGCGGGCUAUGCAUUGCCCAAGCUCUUGCCACCAAGCACCGUGACGUCGCUUCCAAUGUGAUCGUGACGGAGGCCAGAGACCGAGUCGGUGGCAACAUCACAACCGUUGAGAGAGAUGGAUAUCUGUGGGAAGAAGGGCCCAAUAGUUUCCAGCCAUCCGAUCCUAUUCUCACUAUGGCGGUGGAUAGUGGAUUGAAGGAUGAUUUAAUUUUAGGUGACCCUAAUGCACCGCGAUUUGUACUAUGGGAGGGGAAAUUAAGGCCUGUACCCUCCAAGCCAACUGACUUGCUGGUUUUUGAUUUGAUGAGCAUUGGUGGAAAACUUAGGGCCGGAUUGGGUGCUAUUGGCGUUCGCCCUCCUCCUCCAGGUCACGAAGAAUCAGUGGAGGAGUUUGUGCGUCGUAAUCUUGGUGAUGAGGUUUUUGAGCGCUUGAUUGAACCGUUUUGUUCAGGUGUUUAUGCUGGGGAUCCAUCAAAAUUAAGCAUGAAGGCAGCAUUUGGAAGAGUAUGGAAGCUUGAAGAGAUUGGUGGUAGCAUCAUUGGUGGCACUUUCAAGACAAUCCAGGGGAGAAAGAAAACACCUAAGCCACCUAGAGAUCCGCAUCUUCCAAAACCCCAGGGCCAAACAGUUGGGUCUUUUAGGAAGGGACUUGCCAUGCUGCCUGAGGCAAUUGCUACUAGUUUGGGUAGCAACGUUAAAUUGUCGUGGAAGCUCUCCAGCAUUUCUAAAUUGGGUAAUGGAGGGUAUAGAUUGACAUAUGAAACACCAGAAGGAAUGGUCUCUCUUCAAAGUAGAAGUGUUGUCAUGAGCAUUCCAUCCCAUGUUGCCAGUAACCUGUUGCAUCCUCUCUCGGCUGCUGCUGCAGAUGCACUAUCUCAAUUUUAUUACCCUCCAGUUGCAUCGGUCACAAUCUCAUAUCCAAAAGAAGCUAUUCGAAAAGAAUGUUUGAUUGAUGGUGAACUCAAGGGGUUUGGCCAAUUGCACCCACGCAGCCAAGGAAUUGAAACUUUAGGGACUAUAUACAGUUCAUCACUUUUUCCCAAUCGCGCUCCAUCUGGCAGAGUUUUGCUCUUGAACUACAUUGGAGGAGCUACGAACCCUGGAAUUUUGUCCAAGACUGAAGGUGAACUUGUAGAAACAGUUGAUCGUGAUUUGAGAAAAAUGCUUAUAAAUUCCAAUGCAGAGGAUCCUCUUGUAUUGGGUGUGAGAGUAUGGCCACAAGCCAUUCCACAAUUCUUGGUUGGUCAUUUGGAUCUCCUUGAUACUGCAAAAACUGCUCUUAGGGAUUCUGGGUUUCAUGGACUGUUUCUUGGGGGCAACUAUGUAGCUGGUGUGGCAUUAGGACGAUGUGUGGAAUGUGCUUACGAGGUUGCAGCUGAAGUGAAGGACUUCCUGUCACAAUAUGCAUACAAUUGAUAUUAAAAUUUAAGUUAGCAGGGUGCAAAAGUAGACAUGCAUUGUUGGAUGGCAUCCCUUUAGCUAAAAUUUUAGGUAGGUUUUGUUGAUAAUAAAGUUGCUUGAUUGCUUUAGGAGUUUUGAUUAGCAUUUUAUAUUUGUAAAUUACUAUCAUGCGCUAUAUCAUUAUUGAUAGCAGUCAUACCAUUCUUAAUUUUCUCAUCCUAUUAUCAGUAUCGAUAUUAGCAUUAGUGGCACACAUGCAUCAAGAAUUGGAGCAUCUUACUAAAACAUUUAAUAUUCCUGUAACCUUUGUUGUAAUUGUUGAUCAUACA
Molecule: messenger RNA, 2194 nt
Organism: Durio zibethinus
Lineage: Eukaryota; Viridiplantae; Streptophyta; Magnoliopsida; Malvales; Malvaceae
Product: protoporphyrinogen oxidase 1, chloroplastic-like
Biological process (GO): porphyrin-containing compound biosynthetic process
Cellular component (GO): chloroplast thylakoid
Molecular function (GO): protoporphyrinogen oxidase activity, oxygen as acceptor
Source: RefSeq, a predicted model, not a curated record